Molecule: messenger RNA, 231 nt
Organism: Capronia epimyces CBS 606.96
Lineage: Eukaryota; Fungi; Ascomycota; Eurotiomycetes; Chaetothyriales; Herpotrichiellaceae
Exons: 2
Coding region: 1-231 (76 amino acids)
Source: RefSeq, a predicted model, not a curated record
AUGCUACGAACCCACGUCGUCAAGCUCGCAAGGGCUGCCCCCUCCGUCCAGCGGUCUUUCUCCGUCGCCGCCAUCAGAGCCUCCGAGGGCGAUACCGGUGGCAUCCGCUCUGGCGGCAUCGCUGCAGGUCUCCGAAAGUUGAAGGAGAAACUUGCCCAACAACGAAAGCACCUCGACGAGCUGGACCAGCACAUCAAGGAUCUGGAAAGCGAGCGCUCGGGUGAACAGUAA